AUGCCAUCAGCGACUAUGCAAAUGCAGUCCAUCUCGGGCAUCAUUACCCAAAUACACCUUACAUCAGGCGAGGCACCACCACCACUCGUUGGGGCUUCAGUGACAGUAGUGGAUGAUCGAGUAUUUGUGUUUGCAGGACGACUCGUGAGCUCUCGUAAGAUGACGAAUUAUAUGUAUGUCCUCGACCUCAAUACACUCCAAUGGACGCGACAUAUCCCUCCACCUGAUUCGGCCAAACCACCCAAGCCUCGCUACUUUCAUUCGGCAGAUGUGCACAAGAAGACCAUUGUGGUGUUUGGUGGCAUGGGCUAUUCACGUACUUCCACCGAUGGCUUAUGUGUAUUGGAUGAUGUCUCGGUCUUUGAUGUUGAAACGAUGUCCUGGAGGAAGCCUACAGUGGAGCCAUCAUUAUUUGCACCAAGGCCAAGGUAUGCUCAUUUGUCGACCGUGGCGGGUGACAAGUUAGUCGUGAUGGGUGGUCAAGAUAUGAACAACGGCUAUUUGGGAGAAAUCAAUGUUCUCGACUUGAAUGCAUGGGAAUGGGUACACGCCAAAUCGUUUGACAAGCACGUGGGAGCUUAUCGUUCGAUUGCUAUCACUGGUCCACCUGGUACUCGAUUGCCUGCCAUCCUCAAGGAAAACAUGACCAAGUCAUCCAAUGAAGAUCCUUCCUCUGCUAACCAGAAUGGUGGUACUGCUGAUACGACACCAACAGGAGAUUCAACUACAGCGGAGGGUGAAUGGAAUGAUCCAAUCUACUUGUACACCAACUACAACUUUGCCGAUGUCAAACGCGAGUUGCAAUUAAUCUUGUCACCAGGAGAAGCAUCAUCUGCAGUAGAGGAUUGCUCCAAUUACAUGACAGGAUCAGCAAUGCCACCAGGAUUACGAUUUCCCACGGGUCAUACUUUGGGCCAUCAUUUGGUCUUAGCAGGCACCUAUCUCUCACCGCAAACACAAUCAUUCUCCAUUUGGGCACUCGAUCUUGGUACUUUGACAUGGUCACGUAUUGAAACAGGCUCCGUAUUCAAUACAGGAUCAUGGAAUCGUGGCGUACUUCAUGCACCCUCCAAUCGAUUUGUGGUGUUUGGACAUCGAGGACGCAAUUUACUUGAAGAUUACAAUCACCGCCAAGUCAAUUUCGAGCACGUGGCUAUGGUCGACAUGGAAGCAUUUGGCGUGUAUCAUUUACCUGAACCCACAUGUUCACCACUUGCACAAGAAAUGGGUCUCAGCCUUCUCAAUGAACCAGCUCUUUGCGACUUUAAAAUCAUCACCAAUGAAAACAACAGCAUUCCAGUCAAUUCAGCCGUUCUUGCGAAUCGUUGGCCUUAUUUUGCUCGUCUCAUGGAAGAUAAUCGUGCUUCGAAUUUAAUGCCACCUCCACCACCAUCGUUGACAGUGGAUGAUGAAAAGACCCAACAGGAUGGCAUUAUUGAAGAACAACCAACAUCAGCCACUCUCAAGACGCAUGCCAUGUUAUUCCCAUACCCAUAUCACGUGGUGAUCGCUUUAUUGCAAUAUCUGUACACUGACAACUUGCUUACAGCUCAGCAAUAUCAGCCUCAUAUUCUAUCCCAAUUGCUCUUGUUGGCUGACAUGUAUGAUUUGACGAGAUUACGGGAGCUAGCAACACAUGCAUUGCAUCAAAUGCUCAACAUGUCUACAGCACCAUUGAUCUUUGAAACAGCAGCAUUGUCACACCAAACUAGCCUGCAGGUACGGGCUCUCAAGAUGAUGAUUGCAGCUAAAAAGAUGAUCCAACAACAACAGCAACAACAACAGCAACAGCAAUCAGUGAGCACGCCAUUAUCUUCAAGAGAUGGUACAUUUUCAAUGUACGCUGAAUCAACAAGUGGCAGCAGCGGUGGCGGUGGCGGUGGUGGAUUACCAGCUUCUCUUUAUAGCAGAUCACCUUCGGUCUCUUCUUCAGCAGCUUAUCAUCAUCAUCCACAACAACAGCAACCACCUAUGGAAUCACCCAUGUCAGCCAUGUUUGAUACAGGCAAUAAUCGUUUCCCACCACCAUCAUCAAGGAAUCGUACACCAUCACUUCCACAGUCGCCUCCACCACCUAUGCGUUCAUCCACUGCACCCAAUACACCAUUGUAUAGUGAUCCUCGUCGACCAAGCAAUGCAAUGAGUCCUCCCCUUGCACCUCGUCACGGUGGUCUUUCAUCAGCAGCGCCUGAUAAUAAUGGAUGGUCUCCUCAACCAAGUAAAUCCCAACGUAGCAAAAAAGAAGCACUCGCCAAAGAAAGCAAGAAAAGCAGCUCCAAAGAAAACAAGACUUUCAAGUUCUCCCUCAGCUUUCAAUAA
Lichtheimia ornata is the source of this 2319-nucleotide messenger RNA. RefSeq lists its product as uncharacterized. Gene Ontology annotation, cellular component: mitochondrion; cytosol. Bases 1 to 2319 code for a protein of 772 amino acids. The record is from RefSeq and is a predicted model, not a curated record. Gene Ontology annotation, molecular function: protein binding. Gene Ontology annotation, biological process: cell redox homeostasis. The transcript has a single exon. Lineage: Eukaryota; Fungi; Mucoromycota; Mucoromycetes; Mucorales; Lichtheimiaceae.